CACUUUCAUCAAAGGAAAAAACUUGGUUUGCAAGACAGUCCUCCUCGUUCUUCACGGAAUCGCGUGUGUCACGGUGUGUGUGUGUGAGAGCGCGCGUUUGACAGAUCGGUAACGCGAGGGGGGUGAUGCAAAAUGGACGACGGCCGGAAAAAGACGCAGGACUACGCUCGAGCGGAAAUCGAGAGCGGGCAAAGACGGAAGCAAAACGACGACGACGACGCAGAGCGAAAGGACAAGGAACGAUUGAUGGAGUUGCUGCACAAGUACAACGAUAUUAAGGAUGCGACGCAGCGCGUGCUUGGAGCGCUGGCCGUCCACGAAGGUGUCACGGUGAGGGAAAUGCAUCGGCGCUACAAUUUGCCGCUGGAUUCGUAGCGAUUGACGACGGAUUAUUUAUUAACUUUUUCAUAUAUUUAUUUUUUACAAAAAAAAAAUAAUCUGUAUGUACUAUUGUGUAAAUUUACAUAUCUGAAAUAAUUCUAUUAAAUUUCACAUUAGAGUAACGAAA
Messenger RNA from Culex quinquefasciatus (southern house mosquito), 508 nucleotides. Its product is annotated as DNA repair protein SWI5 homolog. Gene Ontology annotation, cellular component: Swi5-Sfr1 complex; Swi5-Swi2 complex. The record is from RefSeq and is a predicted model, not a curated record. The transcript has 2 exons. NCBI's taxonomy places the organism in Eukaryota, Metazoa, Arthropoda, Insecta, Diptera, Culicidae. The coding region runs from base 133 to 375 and encodes 80 amino acids. Gene Ontology annotation, biological process: double-strand break repair via homologous recombination.